UGUUCUUGUUCUGCUAUUUACCGAUUUUUGCGAAAUACAUGUUACUGUUGACCACGGAAUUACGAUCUUAGUGGGUAGAUUGCAAGUGCUGUCACAAUGUCUCGUGAGGCUCAACAAGAGAAUAUUAAAACUAUUGCUGUUCUCGAUUUGGAAACCAAUGGCCUGCCGUGGCAACAAAAUAAUACAUGUGCCAUCACUGAGCUGACCAUUUAUGCCUUUCCAGCAACGUGCUUGAAAGACACCAACGAAGAUGCAAUUGUGCUGCAAUUAAAUGAUGACAUGGAUGUUAUUGAGAACAUGACAGUGAAGCCACCAGAAAUGCCUCGUGUCUUACAUAAGAUAACAAUGAUGAUAAAUCCAGAGGGGCCCAUACAUCCGGUGGCAGCAAAAAUGUCGGGCCUCUCCAAUCAAAUGUUAGAUAGCGAAACACCAUUUGAUGAAAAUACUGCGAAUUGUCUGUUAAUGUUUUUGGAGCGUCUGGAGAAACCUAUUUGUUUUGUUGCCCACAAUGGGUGGUCGUUUGAUUAUCCAAUCAUACGAUAUGUUUUUGAUACCAUAAAUAUGACUAUACCCGCAUCUAUUUACUGCAUUGACUCCUUUCAAGCAUUUCGUGAAAUUGAUGAAAAACAAACCCAAAUUGACGAAGUGAAGAGUGAAAUUUCAGAAUGUGAUCAUAUGUCUCCGAGUUUACAAAGAGAGUCGGAUAAGCGCUCAUUUGCCUUAAGCAGAUAUCGAUCGUUAUUUUCGGAACCUUUUAAACCCAAGACAAGAUUUCCCGUAAAAGGCACCUAUGUAUUGGGCAAUAUCUAUGAACGCAUAUUCCAGCAAUCUGCUGAGCAUUUACAUCGUGCUGAAUCUGAUGUGGCGAUAUUAACCGAGUUAAUUUUACACCACGGGUUAAUAUUUUUAGCCUAUGUCGAAGAGCGUAAACGAUCGUUUGCGGAGGUAUCGAAACUUGGAUCCAAAUCCACAUGAGAUCCAUAAGUCUUUUAUAUUUGUUAUGCAUCUAAUCGUGUAGUCUGAUGUUCAUAUUGAUCUAUUGAAAGUUCUUGUUUUAUUUUUAGAGAAUUUUUUUAUUUAAAUAUUUUAUAUACAUUAAUAGAGUAUGUAUACUUUUUAAGGAAAUGAAAUGCACGUUUUAUAGUCAUCACGUUUGUUAUAUUUAUAUAGGACAACAUAAAUAUAUUUUUUUAUACAAGUUAAUAACUAGGAUAAUUUUUCCAAUAAACAAUAUAUUUUGCUAAUGUUUUAUAAGCAAAAGAAAAACCAAA
Stomoxys calcitrans (stable fly) is the source of this 1271-nucleotide messenger RNA. Its product is annotated as three prime repair exonuclease 2. The transcript is spliced from 3 exons. The record is from RefSeq and is a predicted model, not a curated record. Lineage: Eukaryota; Metazoa; Arthropoda; Insecta; Diptera; Muscidae. The coding region runs from base 97 to 975 and encodes 292 amino acids. Gene Ontology annotation, molecular function: nucleic acid binding; 3'-5'-DNA exonuclease activity. Gene Ontology annotation, cellular component: cytoplasm. Gene Ontology annotation, biological process: DNA catabolic process.